Messenger RNA from Naegleria fowleri, 630 nucleotides. RefSeq lists its product as uncharacterized. Lineage: Eukaryota; Heterolobosea; Eutetramitea; Acrasida; Naegleriidae. The transcript has a single exon. The record is from RefSeq and is a predicted model, not a curated record. Bases 1 to 630 code for a protein of 209 amino acids.
AUGUCUGACAACGACAAUAACAGCAGUAAUGAUGCACAACAACAUUCCGAUGAUUAUUCCGAGAAUGCCGAAAAUCAUCAUCAAACAAACAUGAUCAUGAGCAAUGAAAAUCAAACCGGUUCAAUGAGUGAAAACGAAAUUAUUUCAAGAGAUUUACCAACCUCCAAACCCAUGAAUAUAUUUCUCUCAUCGGAAUUUGAUCCUCUCCGAGUUCUCCAUGACAAUACUUACGUUCAGCCUCCUAUUACUAAUGUAAAGCCCUACAAAUCCUUUUCAGCAUUGAAUUUGAAUCAAUUAUUGGCUCGUCCUACAAACAAGCAGCAACAAAUUCAGAAAUCAAAGCAAACGAACCCUCCCGAUAAGAACUCGAGACUUAUUAGUGAAAGCAACAACAUGGUUAGUGGCAUUUCAUUUGAACAGGACAUUACAAUGAACACCGCACCACAAUCAGAGGCAUUGGCACCAACACACAUAUCCUCUCGAUCUGUGGAUGAUCAAAAUUUUGAUCAAAGAAAACCAUCUCUUCAUGAACUACCUCCUUUGCAACCUCAUGAAACCUAUGAAUACUUUUUUUUUUUUUUUGGAAAGAAAAUAUUCGAGGAAGGAUCAUCCCUACCAAUUACUGUAUGA